Culex pipiens pallens (northern house mosquito) is the source of this 696-nucleotide messenger RNA. It is a transcript of the gene vnc, whose product is annotated as N-alpha-acetyltransferase daf-31. The transcript has a single exon. Gene Ontology annotation, biological process: N-terminal peptidyl-glutamic acid acetylation. NCBI's taxonomy places the organism in Eukaryota, Metazoa, Arthropoda, Insecta, Diptera, Culicidae. The coding region runs from base 1 to 588 and encodes 195 amino acids. Gene Ontology annotation, molecular function: protein N-terminal-serine acetyltransferase activity; protein-N-terminal-glutamate acetyltransferase activity. The record is from RefSeq and is a predicted model, not a curated record. Gene Ontology annotation, cellular component: NatA complex.
AUGAAUAUCCGCUGUGCAAAGCCCGAGGAUCUGAUGAACAUGCAGCACUGCAAUCUGCUGUGCCUGCCGGAGAAUUAUCAGAUGAAGUACUACUUCUACCACGGAUUGACGUGGCCCCAGCUCAGUUACGUGGCCGAGGAUGACAAAGGUAACAUCGUGGGUUACGUGCUGGCCAAGAUGGAAGAGCCGGAACCGGGCGAGGAGAGCACCCAUGGACACAUUACUUCGUUGGCCGUGAAACGAAGCUACCGCCGACUUGGGCUGGCCCAGAAACUCAUGAACCAGGCCUCGCAAGCGAUGGUCGAGUGCUUCAACGCGCAGUACGUCUCGUUGCACGUCCGCAAGUCGAACCGAGCUGCGCUGAACCUGUACACCAACUCGCUCGGCUUCCGCAUUCUGGAGAUUGAGCCGAAAUACUACGCGGACGGCGAGGACGCGUACUCGAUGCGGCGCGAUCUGGCAGAACUGGCCAAACUGUUCGAGAGGGAACUGCCGCCGAGCGGAGGAACGGAAAACCAUGACGGUGCUGCGGUAAUAACUAACCACAAGGGAGCCGGUCACGCGGGACACGACGGACACUGUUGCUAGUGAUGGGACGGGAGGGCUGCCAAAAUACGACGGAUCGUGAGUAGAUUUUGUGCGUUCAAUCAGAAAUAACGGCGAAGAAUACAGUUUAAGGUAUGUGUGAAAAUGGUA